Manis javanica (Malayan pangolin) is the source of this 7401-nucleotide messenger RNA. RefSeq names its product ubiquitin specific peptidase 31 (gene USP31). Gene Ontology annotation, molecular function: cysteine-type deubiquitinase activity. Lineage: Eukaryota; Metazoa; Chordata; Mammalia; Pholidota; Manidae. The record is from RefSeq and is a predicted model, not a curated record. Gene Ontology annotation, biological process: protein deubiquitination.
UCACGUGAGCGGCCCAGCUGGGCGGGUCGCGCGGCGCUCCCCCGCCCCGCGGGCCGCCGCUUGCUGAGCUCGCUGGCUCGGCAGUUCCUUGAGGUGUGUGGGGCGUCGAGCCCCCGGCCCUGCCGGUGAAACGCGGCGCCGCGGGAUGCGGCGGCGGCCGUGGCGGGGCCGCGGGCCAGACGGGUGGGCGCGGUGAUGAGCGACGGCGGCUGUCGCCAUGUCCAAGGUAACGGCGCCCGAGCCCGGGCCGCCGGUGGAGGCGGCGGCGGGCGGGAAGGAGAAGCGCUCCUUCAGCAAGCGGCUUUUCCGGAGCGGCCGCGCGGGCGGCGGCGGCGCGGGGGCUCCCGGGGGCCCCGGGCCCGCCGCGCCCUCCUCGCCCUCUUCGGCGCGCUCGGUGGGCAGCUUCAUGAGCCGCGUCCUCAAGACGCUGUCCACGCUCUCGCACCUUAGUUCGGAGGGCGCCGCCCCGGACCGCGGCGGCCUCCGCAGCUGCUUCCCGCCGGGGCCGCCCGCCGCGCCCACGCCGCCGCCGUGCCCGCCGCCGCCUGCCUCGCCCGCGCCGCCCGCCUGCGCUGCCGAGCCGGUGCCGGGGGUGGCGGGGCUCCGGAACCACGGGAACACGUGCUUCAUGAACGCCACGCUGCAGUGUCUCAGCAACACCGAACUCUUCGCCGAGUACCUGGCGCUCGGCCAGUACCGGGCGGGGCGGCCCGAGCCCUCGCCUGACCCCGAGCAGCCUGUGGGCCGCGGCGCGCAGGGCCAGGGCGAGGUCACCGAGCAGCUGGCGCACCUGGUGCGGGCCCUCUGGACCCUGGAGUACACCCCGCAGCACAGCCGCGACUUCAAGAGUAUUGUGUCAAAGAAUGCACUACAAUAUCGAGGAAGUUCCCAGCACGAUGCCCAGGAGUUUCUACUGUGGCUUUUGGACCGAGUUCACGAAGACCUCAAUCAUGCUGUGAAACAGAGCGGCCAGCCUCCUCUGAAGCCACCCUCGGACACUGAUAUGCCCGAGGGACCAUCUUUUCCUGUCUGUAGCACUUUUGUACAAGAACUUUUUCAAGCCCAGUACAGGUCUUCUUUGACAUGUCCUCAUUGUCAGAAGCAGAGCAACACUUUUGACCCUUUCCUCUGUAUUUCUUUGCCAAUUCCUCUACCCCACACAAGGCCUCUCUAUGUUACCGUCGUGUAUCAAGGGAAAUGUUCUCACUGCAUGAGGAUUGGUGUGGCUGUGCCUCUGUCUGGGACUGUCGCCAGACUUCGGGAAGCAGUGUCUAUGGAAACAAAGAUCCCCACUGAUCAGAUUGUAUUAACAGAAAUGUACUAUGAUGGUUUCCACCGUUCCUUUUGUGACACAGACGACCUGGAAACAGUCCAUGAAAGUGACUGCAUUUUUGCCUUUGAGACUCCAGAGAUUUUUAGGCCUGAAGGAAUUCUCAGUCAAAGAGGAAUCCACUUAAACAACAAUCUAAACCACUUGAAAUUUGGCUUGGAUCCUCACAGACUGUCACCUACACAAACAAUAGCAAAGCAAGGGAAGAUGGACUUGCCCCCGACAAGAACAGGAGGCGACAAGAUUGUUUUGUUAGUAUGCAACCGAGCCUGCAUGGGGCAGCAAGGGAAAAGAUUUGGACUGCCCUUUGUGCUACACUUAGAGAAGACAGUAGCAUGGGACCUUCUGCAAAAGGAAAUCUUGGAGAAGAUGAAGUAUUUCUUGAGGCCCACGGUUUGCAUUCAGGUGUGUCCGUUCAGUUUGCGUGUGGUCAGUGUUGUUGGAAUAACAUACUUGCUGCCCCAGGAGGAGCAGCCCCUGUGCCACCCAACAGUAGAAAGGGCAUUAAAAUCUUGUGGGCCAGGUGGAACUGCUCAUGUGAAAUUAGUGGUAGAAUGGGACAAAGAGACAAGAGAAUUCUUGUUUGUAAAUACUGAAGAUGAGUAUAUCCCUGAUGCAGAAAGUGUCCGUCUGCAAAGGGAGCGUCAUCAUCAGCCUCAAACUUGCACUUUAUCCCAGUGUUUCCAACUGUACACCAAAGAGGAACGGCUUGCCCCAGAUGAUGCCUGGCGUUGCCCACACUGUAAGCAGCUGCAGCAGGGGAGCAUUACCUUAAGCCUCUGGACUCUGCCUGAUGUGCUUAUUAUACAUCUGAAGAGAUUUCGGCAGGAUGGAGACAGGCGUAUGAAACUUCAGAAUAUGGUCAAGUUCCCCUUGACUGGCCUGGACAUGACACCUCAUGUGGUUAAGAGAAGCCAGAGCAGCUGGAGUUUGCCAUCUCAUUGGUCUCCAUGGAGACGGCCCUACGGACUUGGGAGGGACCCUGAGGACUACGUCUAUGACCUGUAUGCUGUGUGCAAUCAUCAUGGCACCAUGCAAGGGGGGCACUACACAGCCUACUGUAAGAACUCUGUGGAUGGUCUGUGGUACUGCUUCGAUGACAGCGAGGUGCAGCAGCUGUCGGAAGACGAGAUCUGCACACAGACAGCCUACAUCCUGUUCUACCAGCGGCGGACCGCUAUCCCGUCGUGGUCGGCCAACAGCUCGGUGGCAGGCUCCACAAGUUCUUCCUUGUGUGAACACUGGGUCAGCCGGCUCCCAGGGAGCAAGCAAGCCAGCGUAACCUCUGCAGCUUCCUCCAGACGCACCUCCCUGGCCUCGCUGUCUGAGUCCGUGGAGAUGACCGGGGAAAGGAGCGAAGAUGAUGGAGGUUUCUCAACUCGACCAUUUGUGAGGAGUGUCCAGCGUCAGAGCUUGUCAUCCAGAUCUUCUGUCACCAGCCCUUUGGCCGUUAAUGAAAAUUGUAUUAGACCUUCUUGGUCCCUGUCUGCUAAGCUGCAGAUGCGCUCCAAUUCUCCUUCCCGGUUCUCAGGGGACUCACCAAUUCACACCUCUGCCUCCACCUUGGAGAAGAUCGGGGAGGCAGUUGAUGACAAGGUGUCCAUCUCUUGUUUUGGUAGCUUGAGGAACCUUUCCAGCAGUUACCAGGAACCAAGUGAUAGUCACAGUCGACGUGAGCACAGGGCUGUGGGUCGGGCCCCUCUGGCUGUCAUGGAAGGUGCAUUCAGAGAUGAAUCAGAGACCCGCACAUUGAGCUCCACUGUUGUAGAUAAACAGAGCAAAAACUCAGCACAAGGGGAUCACUUGCCGCCUAUCUCUGAUCCAUUUGAUAACAAUAACCAGAUUGCUUAUGUGGACCAGAGUGAUUCUGUCGACAGCUCUCCAGUCAAAGAAGUGAAACUCUCAAACCACCCCAGCUCCCUCUUGAAGAAACCAGAGAGCACAACCAAGAGAUCUCCUGGCUCCAAAGGCACUUUUGACCCAGAUAGAAGCAUGCGGAAAGGGAGGCCGGUCUUGGCAAGCCAGGAAUCAUCUCUUUCAAGUACAUCCCCUUCUUCUCCCGUUCCUGUAAAAGUUUCUGUAAAGCCGUCCCGCUCUCGAAACAAAGCAGAUUCUUCUUCCAGAGCCAGUGGACGGCAUUCCUCCCCUACCCCUGCCCAACCCAAGAAGGAGUCCUCCCCCAAAUCCCAGGACUCCCUGUUGUCUCCUUUGCCCCAGAAGCAGAAGUCAGCUUCUUCCCUUGCUUACACUGCUUCCUCCAUGUCUGCCAGGAAAGCCUCAGGCCCUGCCACGAGGGGCCCCUUCCCUCCUGGGAAGAGCAGGACUUCAGACAGGAGCUUAAGUAGAGAGGGCUCCAGACAAAGCCUGGCUUCUGACAGAGCCAGUGUCACCUCGAGCUCCAAACCCAACUCCCCUCGGGUGAGCCAGGCCCGGGCGGCGGAGGGCCGAGGGGAUGGAAAACAUGUCAGGAGCUCCUCCAUGGCCAGCCUGCGGUCCCCCAACACUAGCAUAAAGGCUGGUCUGAAGAGGGACAGCAAGUCGGAGGACAAGGGGCUGUCCUUCUUCAAGUCAGCGUUGAGACAGAAGGAAACUCGGAGGUCAACUGAUCUUGGCAAGACAGCCUUGCUCUCCAAGAAGGCCGGCGGGAGCUCUGUCAAGUCGGCCUGUAAGAGUGCUGUGGAUGACAAGGCAGAGAAAGGAUACCAGCCUCCUGGUGCCCAGCAGUCAAAUGCAAAUGCAGCUGGGAAGGAGCAGCUUGUCUCCAAGGACCCUUCUUCUGCUAAACAUUCUCUACUGUCUGCUCGCAAAUCCAAGUCUUCCCAGCUAGACUCUGGAGCUCCCUUGUCUCCUGGUGUCAGGCAGUCUGCUGAGAAAUCCUCAAAAAAGUUAUCUUCUAGCAUGCAAACCUCUGCACGGCCUUCUCAAAAACCUCAGUGAUAUUUCUGCAGUCCAAGUGUUUUAUCUGUAAAGGUGUUAACUUAUUUAGAAUCCCUUCUCUCCCACCAAUGCCCUCUAUGCUUUUGUUUUGUAUCUUUUGGGUACUGUGCCUGAUAUGUGUGUGUGUGUGCGUGUGUGUGUGCGUGUGCAUACGUGUGUGUGUGUGUGUGUGUAUACAAUUCAACUGCAAAUUGUUAAAAGCGUCGCCUUACUCUGCCAUUGAACCAAAUAACAGCCAUAGGCAAAGCAUUGAUACCAAGCUAACUGGAAUAAUCGUAGACAAUACCCUGGAUUGUCUCUUUAGCAGUUAUACAUAUUUCUUACUAGAGAACUCUAAUGACUUUUUCUUUGGACACUAGGGUUUUGAAACCUGUGAACCAGUUAAGCUCUCAUGAGUGUGUGCUGUAGAAGGAUAAAUUAUUUGACUUGGGUUUCAUCUGAGCAGGAUUUGUCCUCACAGCUGAUUGUCGUGUGGCAUCAGGAGCUCUAAAAACUGUGACACUAACAGUGAAACAAACUGAGAGAAAACUUGCUUUCUGCACUUUGGCCCCAUCCAUCAGUCUUUGUAAAGGGCAAUAUUUUAACACUAAUUUUUCUCAGGUAUAUACUCAGCUAGUCUAGAAUGGAUGCACAUCAGUAAAAGGAUUAAAGAGAAGGUGGCCUAGGGGUGGCUGUCAUUUUUCCUACUGCCACAGAAGUUUUUAGAGGUAGACAUGUAGUAUUUCACAACCUUCAUAUCUGCAAAGAUGUGUGUAUCUUAAGCUGUCUUGAGUCUUGCGAUAUAUCCUAAGAGGUGGCAAAUUGGAUAGCCAGAAAGCCAGUCACUGGUAGUUAUAUUUUUUUCCUUUUAAAUUUUCUAGCAAAGGCCAUUGUAUCUUGAAAUACAGUAGAGCAGUUAAUAUCUUUGAAAGAUUCCUGGGAAAAAAAUGGAUUCUAAAUUGGAUACAUAAAUCUGUACCAUUUUCCUUCUCUGGUGUUACUUUUUUCUGUUAGAAGUUGAGUGCUCCAUGCCGCCCCGUGUGUGCAUAUCCAUAUUUCCUCAUCUUGGAGAGGAAAGAAGCUGCCUAAUGCCAAAAGUCAGUGAUGUUAUGUUGAAGCAAUGUGUGACACAAAGUAUUACAUGUAUGCUCUGCUCCUGCCCGUCUGCUGUUCAGUAACUCAUUUAUUCUUCUUUGUGCAUAAAAAUGUAAUCUCUUAUCCAAGAACUCACAAGCAGGAUCAGAGCAUGUUCCGCCUGGCAUUGUCAGUGCAAAUUGUAUUUCUUGUUUUGAGGAACCUCUUAAAUUUUCACAGGUAAGCAAGAUAGAUAGUUUUGUAAGCUUUUUGGAGGUAUCCUAGCAAUUUUUAGCUUUUUUUCUCUAUUUUUCUUUUUUUAAAUUAAGCCAAGAGUGUCAGGGUCCUGAUUCUCUUUGCAUAGCAUUUGUCACUUUGCCAUGAAAUAUAGCAUGCUAGGUUUAUGUGUUUUUAAAUACUAACUUUUUUUUUCUUUUUUUAAACAUAGACUUUUCAAGUUCUUCCUGAACUCUUGGUGCACAGAUCCACUUACCACCCCCUUUUCAGUAUUGCUGUGUGUGAAGUGACUAGAACAUACCCAUACAUAGCUGUGAAUUCUGCACUGCCUUUUCAGUUUUCUUUUUAUUCCUGUCAAUACUUGGGAAAUGUUUCCGGUGGGUUAGUUAACUUUAUUUUGCUGCUGAUCUGAGCAAUAGCAGUAACUUGCAAGUUUGGAGCCCAUUUAUGUUGAGGAUAGCUGGAAUUUUAGGCUCUUGCAAUGUUUAAGACUUACGUGUUCAGCCUUGUGAAAGUUACUGUAGUGCUGUAUGAAAUUCAUUCAACAUGAGCCUGUUGCCCAUUGCACUCAGUCCUGUACUUGUGCCUUCACUAGGCUGUCCUUGUCCCACUGUACAGGUAUCUGUGGUUUCUCAAAGCACUGUGGCUUGCCCCUGCUGUAGUACACCUGCUGAUGACCAGCAGCCUUCGUGAUAUUACUAUUGCUUCCAAUGGCACAUUGGCAGCCUGAUGGGUGUUUAGCACCGCUAGGUUUCCUCUGUCACUUUUCUUUCCUGAAAAAGAUGCAACACAUAUGGGAUGGUCAAUAUCAGGAAUUGGAUUUUUGUCUGAUUUGAACCUCUCAUAUGUCUUUAAUAGGUAAAUCUCAUUUGAAAUGUUCUAUUUGAAGCUCUGAAAUAGUCUUAGAAUUGUAGUUUGCACAAACUGUUUUAAUCUUUUGGGGGGCUGUAAUCAGUUAAACAUUAAUAGAAACUAUUUUAAUUUUCACAGUGGUAAAUAUUUUUAUUAUUGAGUCCUCCAGAGACAGAUAUUCCAUUACAUUUGGUGUCCUUAAAAAAACCCCAGAACUCUACAAACUCCUUUAAUUUUUCAUGGGAUAUAGAAAUAAAAUUUCAUUAUAUAUGAAUUAUGUUUGUGGAGCUUAGUCCUUCAUACAGAUUUAAAUGGAAGAAAGAAUCAUGAAGUAUUAUGGCAUUUCUAGGUAUCUUUAAGCUAUUAUAUUUCCAUGCUUGGUAAACAGUGAAUAUUACAUCUCUAACUACUAGGUACAACUGUUAAGCCACUAGAAAAGGAUAUUUUGCUGAAAAGAUUGAAGGUGUUCAUUAAGGUAUGAAGUACCUUGUGGGGAAAUUAUUACUUGGUUCAACUCAGUUCAUUGGUAGGGUUUGGGACUGGUGUUUGUUUUGUAUUUUCUUUGUUUCCUGGUGAUGUUUGGCAUAAUGAGCAUAUAUGUGUUUUGGGGCUAAAAAUCAUCUGCUAAGGAUGGUAGGCCUGGGUUUCUGGUUGACAGCCAGGUGGGUCUGAUUAGAGCUGUCAUUCUCUGGGGCACAAAGUAAUCACCAACAGUGGUGUGCAUCUAUAAUGUUUGUUUACUUUUUAAAUACUUCUUAUUCUUAGUUCUUUUCCUGAAAACUGCCAGUGCACAGAGGCUAUAUCAUUCCUAAACACAGGCCUAUACCUUGCCUUUGUAAUCCCUUGUAUAAUGUGGAAGCACAAAGAAACUGUUAAGCUCAUGUCAUCUCAUGACCAUCUCCCACCCCUUUUUUAUUUUCUCAUCCUAAAAGCAGCCUAACUGAAAGUAGUAACUAUGCUGGACCAAUAGAAAUGGACAUGGGGAUAUUUUA